Molecule: messenger RNA, 2645 nt
Organism: Gadus morhua (Atlantic cod)
Lineage: Eukaryota; Metazoa; Chordata; Actinopteri; Gadiformes; Gadidae
Gene: lgsn
Product: lengsin, lens protein with glutamine synthetase domain
Exons: 5
Coding region: 443-2476 (677 amino acids)
Biological process (GO): lens morphogenesis in camera-type eye
Cellular component (GO): cytoplasm; membrane
Molecular function (GO): glutamine synthetase activity
Source: RefSeq, a predicted model, not a curated record
CAGUGAGACUGCAAAUGUCGUUUUUAUGAGGAUGGUGGCUGGAUGGAUAGAAUGGAUUGAUUGAUUGAUUGAUGGAAAGAAUGGAUGGAUGGAUGGAUGUAUAAUUUAUGGAUGGAUGGAUAGAAAAUAUGGAUGGAUUGAAUGGAUGGUGGGUGAGGAUGCAUAGAAUGGAGGGAUGGAUGGAUAGAAAGAAUGGAUGGAUGAUAGAUGGCCUGAAGGAUUGCGUUAGAUAGUUGGCGUCAUUAGGGUGAUAACAUUGAUUUUGUUGGUUACUAAGAUUAGUUAGUUGCCUUAAUGUUUUCACAUAAUGCGGUAGAAAGUGCCUCUUCAUUGGUGGAGUAGUGAACUACCGAGCAGCAGCAGCUUAUCCCUACAAGGAGGCCAAGGUAGAACUUCCAUUGGGGGAGGUUGAGGUGGAAAACAGAGGGCGUCAGGAGAAACCAUGAGCUCCUCAGAAGAACUGCUCCACAUGAAGGCCCAGCAGGGGGCCUCCAGAGACACGGUGGACGGCGUGGGUGUGAGCCUGGGCCGGAGGAAGGGCGUGACGCUGUCCGAGGAACAGGCCUCCUCAGAGGAAGGGGACUCCAGGGAGAGGUUGUCCAUCGUCCACACGGACGCUGACAGGGGCCCCUCCCCCGCCACCACCACCCUCGUCUCUAUCGGCUCCCCCCCGCCCAGGCCUCGCUCCCGGGGCGGGCCGGACAGAGGCGGCAGCGGGCCCCCUUGGACCAGGGGAGGGCUGUAUCACGGUGGUCCCUGCCGGCCCUCCGACAUUCCCAGACAGACCAUGGAGGAGCUGAAGACCACGCUGAGGGAGGGCCCCCACCUGGCCUUCAGGGUCCAGGGGGAAGCACGGUCAAGGGAGCCCAGUACGCCGCACCUCAAGGGGCAGAACGCAGUCCAAGGUGGUGGGGGCGCCAGCGACCAGGGCCACCGCAGGGUGCUUACCACUUUCAAGCCCCAUGAGGGUGGGGCUUCAAUAAGGGCCCCGGGCCCCGGGGACCCCAGGGCUGGUCAGCACCCCUCCAGCCCAUUCAGACCCGAUGCAUUCCCAUACAGGAGCCCUGGGGGCCGGUACCCGCCCCCUGGAGGGUGGGACCCCUCGGACGAGGCCGGGCGCUCUCAGACAGAUAGCAGAGAGCCUUGCGCGGGAGGUUCAGGCUGCAGCAGCAGCUCAGACAUGGAGAACAUCAAGCAGCAGAUGACCAGGGAAAACAUCCGCUUUGUCCGCUUUGAGGCCGUGGACCUCCACGGGGUGUCUCGCUCCAAGACCGUGCCCGCCCGCCAUUUCCAUGAGAAGGCAGCGUUCGGUGUCCCCAUGCCCAGAAGCUACCUGGAGCUGACCCUGAGUCCCAGCAGUGAGGUGGACAACGCAGACGCCGCCAACUUCAACAGCGACAUCCUGCUGAUGCCCGACCUGCACACCUUCCGGGUGCUACCUUGGGCCGAGCAGACGGCCCGGGUCAUCUGCGACCCCUGCACCGUCACGGGGGCCCCCCUGCGCACCUCCCCCCGCCUCAUCGCUAAGCAACUCCUGGGCCAGCUGCAGAGCCUGGGCUUCUCCCUGCACUCCUCCUUCACUUACGAGUGCUGCGUGCUGGGCGCCGCCGACCGGCCAGGCCCCAAGACGCUGAUGUUCCCGGCCACCACGCUGCUCAGCAACCACCAGCUGCCCUUCUUCCAGCAGCUGGUGGAUAGCAUGUACUGCAUGGGCUGCGACGUGGACAGCUUCGCGUCGGCCUCCGGCCCCGGCCAGAUGGAGGUCAACCUGCGGCCUGAGUUUGGCAUCGCGGCGGCCGACAGCGCCUUCACCUUCCGCACCAGCCUCAAGGAGAUGGCCCGCAAGCACGGCCACCUGGCCAGCUUCUUCACGGACGACAGCCUGCACAACGCCGGCGUGCUGUCCCACAGCCUGUGGGACGCCAGCGGGCGGCGCGGCCUAUUCCACAGCGGGGAGGCGCGGGGCGGCGAGCUGUCAGAGAUGGGGAAGAAGUGGCUGGCGGGGCUGCUCAGCCACUCGGCCGCCCUGAGCUGCCUGCUGUCCCCCGGGCGGGACUGCAGGAGCCGCACGGCCCGGCGGGCCAAGGAGCCCCAGCGCGGGAUGCACGCCACCUGCGGCUACAACGACCACAGCAGCUCCUUUAACGUGAAGCGGCACGGCGGGCGCACGCUGCACAUCGACAACCAGCUGGGCUCAGCGGCGGCCAACCCCUACGUGGUGCUGGCCGCCACCGUGGCCGCGGGGCUGGACGGCAUCAAGCGUAGCCUGAGCUUGGAGGCGGGACCGGGCCAGCAGCGGCAGCACGCCAUCCCCGUGAGGCUGGAGGACGCUCUGGAGGCGCUGGAGGCGGACCACAUGCUGGGCAGCGCCUUGGGGGAGCCCUUCGUCCAGUACUUCAUCGCCAUGAAGAAGUUUGAGAUCGAGACGCAAGAGCUGGACGACGAGAGGAACAAGUGCCUGGAGUAUUUCAUCUAGGAGUUCCCCGCCGUGUGCCCGCCUGCUACCGCCACAGCAACAACGAUAGCAUUGUUUUGGUAGGAAAUGUUUCAUUUCAUUGAUUUGCUCCUUAUUUUUGAUAAUGUGUGAUUCUGAAGUACUUCUUGUAAAUAUGACGAAUACCUUUCACAUAAACAGUUCCUUCAUC